This is a messenger RNA of Mauremys mutica (yellowpond turtle), 3699 nucleotides long. RefSeq names its product MGAT4 family member D (gene MGAT4D). Lineage: Eukaryota; Metazoa; Chordata; Testudines; Geoemydidae. Gene Ontology annotation, molecular function: acetylglucosaminyltransferase activity. The transcript is spliced from 17 exons. Gene Ontology annotation, biological process: protein N-linked glycosylation. Bases 2039 to 3478 code for a protein of 479 amino acids. Gene Ontology annotation, cellular component: endoplasmic reticulum; Golgi stack; endoplasmic reticulum-Golgi intermediate compartment. The record is from RefSeq and is a predicted model, not a curated record.
GAUGGGGUGAGGUCAGAGCCAGUUAAACCGCUGUUCCGCGCAGUUCUGCGGUUGGUCGUUAAGUGCCUCGGCCAGCGUCUCGCAUAAGGGAAAUAGAACAAAAUUAAAGCAUAAACAUGAGCAUCAGUGAAGCAACUAUAAAGAUAUUGCUGGCCAGGUUGGGGAAUGACAAAUUAAGAGAUGAGUGUGAACCAUAAAAAUGGUUGUCUGGGUAGAAAGACAAAGAACAUGGACACCAAAAAUGGGAAACAAACAGCAUCAAGGAAAGGGAGACAGAAAGGCAGCAGCAAGAAGCAGCAUGCUGCCCAACCCUGGAAGCAGAAGCAGCUGCACACCAACAAGUCAUUGAGCUGGAAAAGAAGGAAACCCAAGAAAAUGAGAAGGAAAGGCUUCAUGCCCAGAGCAAAAUGGGCAAACGGGCAAAUCCCACAGUCCCCAGGUACUCCCUCCAUUCAAGGAACACCCAGCCAGGACAGGUUGUGCCCUGCAUACAAAAAAGAAGUAGAUUGUAUUGGAGCAUAUUUUACCACUUUUGAAAGGUUAUGUGAGUUUCAUAAACUUCCAGAAGAUAAGGAGGUCCCCUGAUUGCAAAGUUGUGUGGUAAAACAUUAAACAUAUUUAAUGAAAUGCUAGUUGAAAAAGCUUUGAAAUAUUCUGAGUUUUAAAAAUGUGUCUUGCAAAGCUUUCAAAUUACCCCUGAGUUGUACAGUCUGAAAUUCACAAAUCUCAGGAAGAGUGCUGGCAUGAGUCAAUGUGUCUAGAAAAUGUGUGGCCCAACAAGAAAAAGGGAAAAGUGGCUGAGAACUAUGACUGUUUGUUUGAUCUCUUUGCUCAAGAGCAUUUUCUAAGCAUAUGUUCUGAGAUGUAAUAUAGAAUAAAUCUUUAAGUUCUCUGCAGGAAGUUGCCAUCCUGCCUCCUGAUUCCUUUGUACAAGCCCAAGUGUAGGGGCAGAAGCCUGGUGUAGAGGGAAUGACCCUGUUUUACCACUGGGAAGAAGGGGAGUGGUUGGGAGCCCAGGUGCUCACCUCCUCAGAAUCAUUCCCCUGCUGGAAAUCCCCAUUAUACACAACCUGUACAGGAGAAUGGUCCAAGGAGGUACCACCCAUGUAACUCCACUGAGCACAUGAGAAAUAAGUGCCUUAAGAUAAACUAAGAUCACACCCCAUCCAAUGCAGGUUAAUGCAACUGUCAUUAACACCAAUUAAUUCUGUGAUGCCUGAUCUUGAGGAAGUGGACCUGGAGUUUAUCAUGGUUGCCAAUGUAAAUUGCAAGGAAUGGAUAGCCUCAAGGGACAUUGGAGUAUAAAUUUCUCAGGUCAGGGAAAGCAUAUUCAGAAAAACUGGAUACAUGCGUUACCUGACCAGGAAGUAGAGCUCCUGGCAUUGGAAAAAUAUAAAAUAGCUGUACCUCUGGCUAAGGUGUAUUUUGAAUGAGAAGGGUUGAAAGUUGAGAUAUUAAACAGCAUUUCCACAGCAAUACUGGUGGGAAGUGAUAUUUUUAGUAUGUUCACAGGUGUUAAUAUUGUAACCCAUAGAAGAGAAUUGUGCAGACAAACAGCUGUGGGAGAAAGGGACAUCCCCAGCUGAGCAAGAGGAAGCAAAGUGCUUUCAGAUGUGGGAGGGAUUGAGGCCAGCUCUUGCAUAGCAGAGGAAAGUAGAAUCCUCUGAGACUGGGGGAGGAGGAAUUUACCUCUGCUACUGAAGAAUCUGUCCCAGUUGUCAGCUGCUAGCAUUUUGCAGAUGAAUUAAGGGUAGACUGCACUCUAGAGUGCAUAUGGAGAUAUGUCCUGAAAGGGACCUCAGUGAGGGGAAAUGGAGAAUAUACAGGGCUGCUGUUGAGAUUUCCAAGGCCCCAAGCUACUGGACAUAAAGGAAGUGGCUUAGACGUGUACCAAAGCCAGUUUUUGGAACUUCAUCAAAGAUUGUUAUAUGCCGAAAAAGAAAAUAAAAAAAGAUCCCGUGAGUUGAGCAUUGUCCUGGAUGCAAUUAAGCUGGUAGUUGCAGAGAGACUGAACUCUACAGCAAAUCAUACAGAUGCUAUGAAGUGGAAAGUGUUAAAUCUCACCAGCAAACUCCCUUUGCAUCUUACAAACAUACACUACUACCUACCUCACCUCCGGGAGCAUGAAAACAGCCUUUACCCAAAUGUUGUCAUUGGACAAGGGAGAACUGGAGUCUCCCUGGUGAUGGGUAUUCCUACUGUGAAAAGGGGAAAACAAAGUUAUCUGCUGGGCACAUUGAACUCUCUCUUCUAUGAGAUGACUGCAGAGCAGAAGAAUGAUUGUGUAGUGGUUAUCUUUGUAGCAGAGGUGAAUGCAGAGUAUGUUAACAGUAUUGCAGAAAGUGUUAAAACCAGCUUCCCUAAUGAAGUGCAGUCGGGCGUUAUUGAGGUUAUUUCCCCUCUUGCUUCCUAUUACCCAGACCUCUCCAAUCUCAAGGAAACAUUUGGUGACUCAAAGGAAAGAGUAAGGUGGAGAACUAAACAGAAUUUGGAUUAUAGCUUUUUAAUGCUAUAUGCACAACCCAAGGGAACAUUUUAUUUACAGCUAGAAGAUGAUAUUGUGGCAAAACCUCAGUACAUUGAGAAAAUAAAAAACUUUGCUCUUGAACAGCCCUCUGAUGAGUGGAUGAUUCUUGAAUUCUCUCAGCUUGGAUUUAUUGGAAAGUUGUUUAGAACUAAAGAUUUACCACUCAUAGUAGAAUUCUUUUUAAUGUUCUACAAAGAUAAGCCCAUAGACUGGCUUCUAGACCACUUACUCUGGGUUAAAGUAUGCAGUCCAGAAAAGGAUCCAAAACAUUGUGAAGGGCAAAAGGCCUAUGUGCGUAUCCGUUCUAAGCCAUCUCUCUUUCAGCAUGUGGGAAUUCAUUCAUCUUUGGCUGGGAAAAUACAGAAUUUAAAAGAUAAAGAUUUUGGCAAAAACAUGCUACAUAAAGCACAUGUUAACCCCCCUGCAAAAGUGACUACUAGCCUAAGAAUAUUCGAGCAUUAUACUUUAGAAAAGGCUUAUGAAGGAAUGGACUGUUUUUGGGCUUUUUCUCCAAUGGCUGGAGAUUAUAUCUUAUUCACUUUUUUACAGCCAUUGAAAGUAGACGGGUACCUCUUUAGAAGUGGAAACAUGGAACACCCUGGUGAUAAACUGUUUAACACUACUGUAGAAGUUUGGCCUGCUGCUGAAACAGAAUUAUUAAAAGAUGCAGUAGGCCAUGGAGACAAAGUUAACUACCAAACAACCAAAGAUGGAUAUUUAAAGAUAGGUACAUUUGAUAAUGGAAUAGCAGAAGGCAUCAUCAGUCCAUCAGUAGGAAAAAUACAGGCUAUUCGUUUAUCUAUCCAUUCUGAUUCUCCUGUGUGGGCAUUACUGAGUGAGGGUUCUAUGUUCUGCGGGGAAAAUUCUACCCUUCUUAAUUAUGUGACCAGUUGCAUAAGGAAGGGAAGCUCCAUGUGGUCCUUCUUGAUACCUGUGCAUAACUACUGUUAAUACUAAUGGACAUGCACCCUGAGAAGAGAAUGGAUCCCUCUGAGACGGGAAUUAUCCUUCAAAUAUAAUUGAGAUAUGUAGGCCAAACAAAUUAAUACAGCCAUGUAAUUAUUUAGAUUAAAAUAGUUCUUUAAAAUAUUUGAAUUAAUGUACAGACCACUGUCAUACACAUGGGAGUUCCACCUUCCACAUCCACUCUUCUUCUUUCUCCAUUACUUAUA